Molecule: messenger RNA, 759 nt
Organism: Triticum dicoccoides
Lineage: Eukaryota; Viridiplantae; Streptophyta; Magnoliopsida; Poales; Poaceae
Exons: 1
Coding region: 33-554 (173 amino acids)
Source: RefSeq, a predicted model, not a curated record
GAAGCAACCUCCACGCUCCCAGUACGCAGCAGAUGACGAAGGGCGGCGGCAGCGAGACGGGCGGGUGCCUCUGCAUCGGGGCGCCGAUGCGCGCGCUGUCGCGGGCGUGCGACUCGGCCUGCGACCUCUACGUGCGCGGCAUGUCCGGGUGCGCCACCCGCGUGCCGGCGGGGGCGGUGGCAGGCGGCCGCGGCUCCGGCUUUGUCAGAUCGGCCACGGCCGUGCACCUGUGGACGAGCUCCGACCGCGCCGACGACCUCGUCCGCGCCGGGUCGACGAAGCAGCGCCGCGUGGCGACGGCCGAUCAGCCGGCGGAUGUCGGGGCGGCAAAGAAGGGCCGCCUUAGUCCGGUGGCGCCGGCGAUCGUGCCGGCUCGGAGGAAGGGGCCGGCGAUGGCGACCAUCGCCGAGAACGGGCCGUGCGACUUCGGCGCCUGCGCGCUGAGGCCACCGGAGCUGAGGAAGCGCGCCACGGCGGUCGGCGGGCAGGGCGCGCCUGGCGGUGGGUUUGUCGCCGUCAUCGCGGGGACCGAGGCCUUCGCGGCUCGAUCGUGACGCGUGCGUGCAAGACGCGCGCGCGUAGCGGCUGUGUACAAAACUAGCUUCUAGAAGUCCAGAGGUCGAUUUCACCCAACACACCAGUUUUCUCGCACUUUCUCGUGAUUUCUUGCUGAUGUGUAAACAGUUUGACAAGUAGUGCAAAUACUAUUAUGAUCCGCGCAGAAUAUAGUGCAGAUAUAAUGACAAAGUCUGUUUUAAA